Molecule: messenger RNA, 1349 nt
Organism: Sorghum bicolor (sorghum)
Lineage: Eukaryota; Viridiplantae; Streptophyta; Magnoliopsida; Poales; Poaceae
Product: cyclin-P4-1
Exons: 2
Coding region: 335-1051 (238 amino acids)
Biological process (GO): regulation of cyclin-dependent protein serine/threonine kinase activity
Molecular function (GO): protein kinase binding
Source: RefSeq, a predicted model, not a curated record
GGUGAAAAAAGCAAGUGACCUUCCAUCCAUGAGACCAUGGAGACCAUGACAGGGAGAGGGUCCAGGAGGGAGAUGGCUUGGUUGGCUGGCUAAUCAUGCCAACUUGCAAAGCUCAAAUCUUUUCUUUCUUCUUUUUUUACGACGACGGCCUUUCCCAGCGUUUUCCCUCCCACCCUUUAUAACCACCACCAUCACCUCUCCUCCCUCCAACUUCAACUCCAAGGGCGUCCCAAGUCCCAAGCCCAAGGCAAGCAACAAGCGGCCACUAGCAUCAAGAAGCAGCAGCAGCAGCAGACAAGAACUCACCAUCUGAAUUCUGAUCGAUCCAUCGUCCAUGACGACGGGGGAAGGGACGACAGAGGCGGCGGCGGUGCCGCGGGUGGUCUCCAUCCUGUCGGCGCUGCUGCAGCGGGUGGCGGAGCGCAACGACGCCGCCGCGGCGGAGCCGGAGGAGGGCGGCGCGGUGGUGGCGGCGGCGGCCGCCGCUGGCCGCCCGGUGUCGGCGUUCCAGGGGCUGACCAAGCCGGCCAUCUCCAUCGGCGGCUACCUGGAGCGCAUCUUCCGCUUCGCCAGCUGCAGCCCGUCCUGCUACGUCGUCGCCUACAUCUACCUCGACCGAUUCCUGCGCCGCCGCCCCGCGCUCGCCGUCGACUCCUUCAACGUCCACCGACUCCUCAUCACCUCCGUCCUCACCGCCGUCAAGUUCGUCGACGACAUAUGCUACAACAACGCCUACUUCGCGCGGGUGGGCGGCAUCAGCCUGGUGGAGAUGAACUACCUGGAGGUGGACUUCCUCUUCGGCAUCGCCUUCGACCUCAACGUCACGCCCGCCGCCUUCGCCUCCUACUGCGCCGUGCUCCAGAGCGAGAUGGCCUACCUGGACACGCCGCCCGCGCCCGUCGUCGAGGCGCCCCGGCUGCACCACCACUGCUACGCCGCCGCCGCCGCCGGCACGUCCGAUCACCACCACGACGACCCCGCCGCCGCCGCCGUGGUCGCAGGAGCGGCGCCCGGCUGCCACCGUCACAGUCAGACGCAGCUCACCGUCUGAUCGCUGUUUCUUCUUCUUUUUUGGUCCUGGGCGGCGCUGGUGGUGGCGUGGUGUCAAUUCGUCGUCGUCGUCUUCUCCCUUGGUGCUGCUGCUGCUGUUCUUGGUACAUAGGUGUUGGUCGUCCCUAGUGAGGUGAGGUGAUCGAGCUCGUGGUGUGUAGUUGGUUAGGUGGAUUAUUGCAUCGUGGUGGUGGAUGGGGUCAGGAUUCUCGGGAUUUUUGCCAUUGUUCGACGGAUCAUGCAUGGAUCAUCAAUGAGAAAUGGAUGGAUCGGCUCGGGAUUCGGUUCCGCGAUUGUUA